Molecule: messenger RNA, 1854 nt
Organism: Fonsecaea nubica
Lineage: Eukaryota; Fungi; Ascomycota; Eurotiomycetes; Chaetothyriales; Herpotrichiellaceae
Exons: 4
Coding region: 1-1854 (617 amino acids)
Biological process (GO): polysaccharide catabolic process
Cellular component (GO): fungal-type vacuole
Molecular function (GO): starch binding; glucan 1,4-alpha-glucosidase activity
Source: RefSeq, a predicted model, not a curated record
AUGCUGUCUUCACUCUUAUUGGCGAGUCUCUUGACUCUCGCUACUCCGUCCCUCACCCUGGAUACACGGCAAGCUUCCCUGUCGACGUUCAUUGCACAAGAGCAAGCCAUUGCCGUCCAAGGUGUUCUCGCCAACAUUGGUGGCCUCAAUUCCACUCUGGUUCCAGGUGCCAGCCCUGGUGUUGUCGUGGCGUCUCCCUCAACAGUCAAUCCAAAUUACUUCUACACCUGGACUCGUGACUCGGCCUUGACCUACAGAAUGCUCAUUGAGGAACUAAUCUUUGGAAACUUGACCCUAAGAAAGACCAUCGAAGAUUAUACCGCCGCUCAAGCCAUUGUACAAACCGUCACCAACCCCUCUGGCUCAUUAUGGCCAGCAGGCGACGGCCUUGGAGAGCCCAAGUUCUAUACCAACUUGACUAGAUUUGACGGUACUUGGGGGAGGCCACAACGUGACGGUCCCGCACUGAGGGCUAUUACAUUUAUGGAACUGGCCCCUGUUCUCUUCAAUUUGAACGAGACAGCUUUAUACAAGCAGAUCUAUUGGCCACUGGUCCUCAACGACCUCAGAUAUGUGGGGCAGUACUGGAACCAGACCGGCUUUGAUCUCUGGGAAGAAGUCCACGGCUCCUCUUUCUUCACCCUUGCGAACCAGCACCGCGCUCUUGUUCAGGGAGCUCUCCUUGCCAGUCAGCUAAACACAACCUGUCAACCCUGUGCGCAGGCUCCUCAAAUCCUCUGCUUUCUGCAGAACAACUUCUGGAACGCCACAGGAGGAUACCUUACGGCCAAUGUGAACGUCAAUAACGCGGCCCGCAGUGGUAUCAACGCGGAUCCGAUCCUGGCAAGCAUUUCGGUUUUUGAUGCAAAUGCUACCUGCAAUGCCAGCGACUUUCAACCUUGCAACUCGAAAAUGCUUGCUACCCACAAGGCCCUGGUUGACAGCUUCCGCGAUCUCUACCCGAUCAAUAACAACGCGCAACCUCCCAACGCUGUCCUCAUCGGCAGAUACCCCGAGGACACGUACUUUGGCGGAAACCCUUGGCCGCUCUGCACACUUGGCGCCGCAGAAUUGCUCUACGAUGCUGCGCAUCAGAUCAGAAACGCAGGACAACUCACAGUCGACAACUUCAGUCUUCCGUUCUUCACAGAUAUCUCUCCCACAAUCAGCCUCGGGAAAUACACGGGAGACGUGGUGAACGAGAUCCUGACUAAUAUGACGACCUAUGCCGACGGCUUUGUCGCUGCUGUCCGACAAUUCCUCCCAUCCAACGGUAGCAUUUCGGAACAAUUCGAUCGCACCACUGGCGAAUCCACCUCAGCAUCCAAGUUAACCUGGUCAUUCGCAUCAUUCAUCACUAUGUCCCGUCGCCGGGCGGGCCAAUUUCCCUUGAGCUGGGGCGCCUCGCUUCCGUUGGCAAACACAGACCUCACAAGCAGGCAGUGUCGCGGAACGAGCUUUAACGCCACGGGGAACUAUACCCCUGCCCUUGCAGCUGGAGCUCCGAACAUCACCAAGGACUGCGAAUCCGAGGUGAUCUUCAGCGUCAACGCCACAACUUCAUUUGGCAACAACAUCUUCGUCCUGGGCAACGUCACGAAGCUAGGCGGCGCGUUGAACAAUGCCGACAAUAUCAUCCUGCCCCUGAAUCCAGGCAACUACACCCCCACAAACCCGCAGUGGUACGUCGACCUGUGGUUGAAGGCCGACCAGACCGUGGCGUACCAGUACGUCCUACAGGACGGCUCGCAAUGGAUGUUUGAAGAGCACCCUGUGCGGACGCUUCGUAUUGGCGCAUGUGGAAGCGGACGCGUUACCCGGACGAACGAUGCCGCUACAUUCUCGUCUUCUUAG